CGGAAACCAGACGUGCCUUUGCGGUCCAAGCUCAAGAAGGAUCCUGGCGUGCCUAAGCUACCUACACUGAAACAUAAAAACGCUGAAAAAGUCCGCGCGCAUGCCACAGCGGUGGCUAAACUGACAAUAACUCCAUAGACAGUCGGUCCUCUCACCCAAGAUCCCGACGCCACCAUGGCUGUAGAGCCUGCCCCAUCGUCCCUGGCGGUUUUGGCUGCGUCCGCACAGUCUUCUACCGCUUUCUCUUCGGACCCAAGUUCGUCGACCUCGUUCACGGAGGCCUCUUCUGCCGAAAACCACAAGACUCAGACAAAAGAGCAGCUCAGAAGGCAUCAUCUUCGUACUCUGCACAAAGUCAUAGAUGAAAGCGACGUUGUGCUGCUCGUGCUAGACGCUAGGGACCCAGAAGGCUGUAGGAGUAGGCUGGUGGAAGAGGAGGUCCGGAGAAGAGAGUCAGAGGGCAAGCGGUUGGUACUUGUGUUGAACAAGAUUGAUCUUGUGCCGAAGGAGAGUGCCCAAGCGUGGCUGCGAUAUCUCCGCCACACGACACCAACACUACCCUUCCGUUCUGUUUCCAACAAUCAACGAAACAACCUCUCGUCUACUACUGCACCCGCACUCGCAAAAUUGCUCAAGGCGUAUCGCCCAGCAGUAGGUGCAGGCGGAGGCAAACAAGUCAAGCAGAGCGUUACCGUCGGAGUUGUAGGAUAUCCUAACGUAGGGAAGAGCAGUUUGAUCAACUCUCUGAAACGAAGCAAGGUGUGCUCUGUCGCUUCAACACCAGGACACACCCAGACGCUCCAGACAGUCCAACUCGAACGUGGACUGAAGAUCGUUGAUUCCCCCGGUGUCGUGUUCGACGAUGCCGAUGAUCAAGUGGACAGCGCUGGCCGUCCGCGGCCAAAAGGAACAGGUGUGUUGCUGCGAAACGUCGUCAAGGUCGAAGACAUCGAGGACCCUAUCGCUCUUGUGGAGGAGAUUCUUACCCGAACAGAUCACGAGACGCUCAUGAAGAUUUACAAUCUACCACAAAUUGGGUCCACCCUCGAGUUCUUGACAAUGCUUGCACUCGUCAGCGGAAAGCUGCUUAAGGGGGGUACACCAGACGUACUCUCCGCUGCGCGGACAGUCUUAACUGAUUGGAACCACCACAAGAUUCCCUUCUUCUCCGUGCCGCCGACCAUUCACCCGUCUAUGCUACCAUCAAUGACGGCCGGGGGCCAGAUCCGAUCUGGCGCGGAAGAUGUCGGCCAGGCACGAAUCGUACAGGAAAUGGCUCCCGCGUUUAGUCUGGCUGGUUUCGAUUUUGGUGGGGCCGAGGGCACGGAUGCGAUAGAGGCCGCUGACGAAGACGCCUUUGGAGGCACGUUCGAGGAGAAGAUGUAUGUUGAAGAGGAGAACCAGGAUGAUACGGGUGGUAUGGAGAUGGACGGUGCAGAAAAUACCGCGAUCUCGACGACCUCCGUCCUCUCACAGAAGCGCGCGCGUUCGCGCUCGGUCUCGCCGACGUCGUCGGCAUUUAGCACCACCGCCAACGCGAGCCCUGUACGAGACCUUGACACGCGCGCACGCCAGCCCAAGCGGCUACGUCGGUCGCACGAUAUCCCGGCGUACGACGCGCCUGUUCGUGCUGACAGGCUCGCCAUGACGAACCCGCUGAACAGGAGAACGCUCAAGAAGGCGGCGAAGAAGGCAAAGAGGGCUGACCGGCCCAGAGGCCUUGGCGCUACAGGAGAUGGCGGGAUGGAGAUUGACGACGUAGGGAUGGAGGGAACUUUCAUGGAAGGGUAGAUCAGCAUAAGCACUCUUCCCUUGCGCGGGCGGAUGUACGUUGCUGCCACAUAGAACGCCACGGGCAUCACAUAGUGU
This is a messenger RNA of Phanerochaete carnosa HHB-10118-sp, 1869 nucleotides long. RefSeq lists its product as uncharacterized. The record is from RefSeq and is a predicted model, not a curated record. Lineage: Eukaryota; Fungi; Basidiomycota; Agaricomycetes; Polyporales; Phanerochaetaceae. Gene Ontology annotation, molecular function: GTP binding. The coding region runs from base 175 to 1791 and encodes 538 amino acids. The transcript has 8 exons. Gene Ontology annotation, cellular component: nucleolus.